Molecule: messenger RNA, 11969 nt
Organism: Aspergillus melleus
Lineage: Eukaryota; Fungi; Ascomycota; Eurotiomycetes; Eurotiales; Aspergillaceae
Gene: gtb3
Product: glycosyltransferase family 4 protein
Exons: 2
Coding region: 840-8981 (2713 amino acids)
Molecular function (GO): glycosyltransferase activity
Source: RefSeq, a predicted model, not a curated record
CCUUCGACUAUUGCGCCUUCCUUUCGUUUAUCAUUCUUAUUUUCUUCCUUCCUCGAUCUUUCUACACGGUAUCUUCCUCUCGUUAAACUUUUCGGCGGAAGUCUUAUAUCUCCAUCAUAUUGGACUUCUCGCGGGGACCAGUGCAUGGCACCGUCAUGGUUCUCUUGAGACAGUGAUUGUGACCCCUCAACCACCCCAGUCCUUGAGGGCGCCAUCGUUUAAUAGUAUAAUUUUCUCCUUAUUUAUUCGGUCUCUCGUUUACGCGCAUCUUAUUUCUGCUCGUCUAUCUUAAUCUCUAAUCAACAUGGCCGAGAUCCUCGACGUCUCACCCGUGGGGUGGGAUAACAUGAAGAAGAACUGGUGGCAGUUUGUAAGUAUCCUGGGCCCGAUGAGAACUGUUUGCUCUAACCCGCCAGUAGGUCUUCAUUGCCAUCUUGCUUGCUUGUGUUUCUAUCGGUUCGCUCAAGCUCCUUUACUCGGGGGUGACGCGCCUCUGGAACUGGCAUAAGACAAGACCGCGAUCAGAGACCAUACCGUCCGACGUCGCCCAGCGACUUGAAAGGCUUUCAGACCGACAGCUGGUUUUGAGGAACUUUGAACGACGGAAGCCGUCUUCUUUUGGCGUCUACCUGGGCACUUUCAAUUCGCCCCCGACCCAGGACGAACUGCGCGUUCUGAAUCAGUGGGAUUUACUAAUCGUCGACCCUUCUCAACCUGGUACUCUGGAAGCGAUCACCACCGCGGAACGGAAACAAUUGGUUGGCCGAGUCGACCUCGAUCGCAUCAUCUCCAAGGAUGAUUCAUUGCUGCUGGCCAUUGAAAAGUUCGAGAAUGUUUUGAUGGGAAGUUUCAACAACUCGGUCUUCAGCGGUAUUCUGUUCGCCAACUGGGAAGACAAAUUCACUCCGACUGUUUUCUCCAAGCUUAUCGAGGUUGUCGACGAAUUGUGCCUGGCGGUUUAUUUGGAAACAGGUCCCGAAAAAUUCCUGAAAGAUCACAAAGCCCUCCAAAAUGGCGCCAUAUCCGGACUCGUCAUGCGAAACGCUAGUAUCAUGCCCCAGGGUGAGAAGAGGGAUUACUUCCAAAUCGUGAAAUUGCAGCCGACGAUUAAGGCUUUCGUCUCCGAAGCUUGCAUGAGAGACUUUGUGGUACUGGCGUGGGAAACCGUGGACGACAAUGCCCCGUUGUCCAAUGCCGUGGUUCAGAGAUCUCUUCAGUGGUGCAAUUUCUACAGCGCAAUCCCUUGGAUUGGCCGGCAGUCUGCCUUGCAAAAUGCCGCCCUGAACGUGAAGAUCACCGAGCCGCUCUCUUCUUUCGGUUGGUUGAAAGACGCCGAUGUUAUGAAGGCUCACGAUCGUUGGCGCUCCAAUUUACACGUGAAAAAUACCGUGGCCGACCAGCACGAAUGGGACACCCUCGCUCAGCUCUUCCCGGCUUUGAACGAUGUUCUUGAUUCCUCUGAAACUCAUGCGACUAUGGCCGACGGCCUGAACACCUCGGUUCGUGAUCCGCCAGAGUGGGUUGCCCAGAUCAAAUCACAAGGGAGUCCAUUAUCCGUAUCCAUGGCCGGACUGGAAUACAACUCAUUGGGAUGCUUUCCGCUUGGGUCAGAGGCAACACCGACUGCUUUUGCCGAAAUUCUCCAGUCCCAGCUACGCCUCAAGUCGCUCGCACUGCUCCAUCCGGUCCCCGCAACAACGGUUCCUGAUAUCGGUAAGGUUCUGAAGAAAUUCCUCCAAACCUAUGUCGCCUCCGAGUUGAAUACUUCGGACCAGCUCGUUGCCUCACUCAGGGAGCUGUGUAAUAUGGCCUCGAACGACUCUCUGCGAGUGUAUCUUGCGUUGGAUUCUGGAUUGCGCAAGAGCGUUGACAUGCGUUUCUGGGCUGUUUACCAGAUGGAUGCCGAUGGUUUCGAAGUGUUUGCUUCCAAGAACGCUCAAGGAUUGGUUGGCACGGUGCUGCAUACAUUCUUAUCCGCAAAGGGUCAUCCUCGCCAUGUUUGCUUCGAGACAGAGAUUGCCUUCGCCAAAUGGUCAAAUGAUUUGGUCGAUGACACGGGGCUUCCCCGUCGACUUGUUCAGGAUAUUGACGCUUUGAGCCCGGAGGAGCGACUGCUCUUGUUGCAGCACCUCUCCUUGACCGAUUCCAAGAGCGAGGCUUCGGAUACCAUCUGUGCAUAUAUCCGGAGACAGCUCAUCGAUGCGCCUUCAUUUGUCCAGCUCAAGGAACUCAACACCAUCUCUUACCUCGAGGGAUCUGUAUCUCCCGAAUCCUUGAUUAACACUCGUGUGGCUUGGUACCAGGAACAACAAUCGUCUUAUCCAUCUGCCUCUAAAUGUCUCGCUCUCUUCAAUCAGACCGAUGCCGUCUUUACUCAAAUCUUGAAAGAGCGCCGUGAGAAUGACCUUGCUUUAAUUUCCAACAGUCUGUGCAAGCUUCUACAGAAUGAUGUUAUUGACCCGUAUGCCGACAUAUUGGCGCUUUCGCUUUUCUGCGCCGCAAGGAAGGGUGCUCUGGAUGAGAUCUACGCCGAGGUGACAGAUCGAAACCCCUUGUUCAACAAUCAAUCCGAUCAGGCGGCUGCUUUUGCUGAAUCGUUUGCCCUUGGCUCGCGAUGCGAGGCGUACUUUGACAUCUCGCCCAGUGCCUUCGGAAAACUGCUGUCGGAUCGCUUCAGAAAGCAGUACACGGACGAGAAGCUGCCGGAUUGGAUCAAUGGUGCUCCUGAGAUGGCUACGUCGUAUGCCGGUGCACAGAUUGACGUGAACCCAGACGACAAGGUCAAACCAAUGAGGGGGUACCAGCGAUUUACUUUCCUCAGUGUCUUCGCCUUCCCAGCCCUGAUUGAUAUCAUUAUGCUCACCAUCAUCGGUCGCGGAUUGUACCUGUCCGCAUUCAUGACGUACGAGGAGCAGGAGAGCGCCACUAUUGCCCUGAUGAUAUCGCUUCUCAUGUCUGGAGCCAUCGGUACAUGGAUUGCUUGCGGCGGACCUUACUACCUGAUUUCCAUGGCAUUCGCUGCCUCCAACAUGUUUGUGCUCACCAGACUGAUUGCUGGUAUCGCAUUCACUGUCGCCGGUGGUCUGAUCGGAUUCGUUGCCAUCUCGGGGGUUAACGGUCCUCGUGCUGGAAUUAUCUUUUACCUCUAUCUCAUUGCGCUGACGAUUUACUUCUCCGCCUUUGCAUCCCUUGCCAGUUUCAGUUACCCCGGAUCCAGCUUUUUGUCCGGCCGCACCGUUAUCUUCGCUUGCAUCCCCAUUCUUUUUAUCUCGCCAAUUGUCACAACCUUCACUGGUCACGAUUCGGCCAUUUAUCUCGCCGUCAUCUAUGUCUUCAUCGGCUUCCUUCUCUUUGGUCUGCGAACGAUCGCCUCCAAGUGGGUGACUUGGUAUCAGCACAUCCGAAGAACCGAUGACACUGAAAUCCGGAAAUGGUACGUUGCCACCCACGGUGACGGCAACGAGAAGGUCUUCGGGAACUUGAGUGAUCCUGCCGUUCUCAAACUGUCAAGAGAAGCUCUGUUCAAGGAUGUUAUGGCGGAGAAGGAGCGGUGGUUCUUCACCAAGGCAACGCCCGACACGCUGGUUCUUGAGCUUGCUCGCGAUUGGGAUUCGACGAACUUCCUCCUCGACUGGUACUGCCGUUACGCAGACGUGCCCCGUCCAAUCCCGUUCAGUUCUGGAUGGAACAUCCAAACCAAGGUCGCUCUUGACACGCUGCGCAGUUCUCAGAAAGGUAUUCGAUCUCACAACGCUUUUAUCCACUGGCGCCAGUCGAGCAGAGAAAUAGGUUGUGGCAUUCUGUACUUCGUCUUGGCCCUGCUUGAUAAGUGGGUGGAGCUGCUGAGUGGUGGACAUCUUGUCGGUCUCUCGGCCGCGCUGACGGAUGCCUACCGAAUGUCUGUUGGUUUCGGUCUGGCGUACUACCUCAUCGGUGCGGUGUUGAUUGACACGAAGGCCCAAGAGCUCCAUGAUCUGAUCGGUAAGCACUCGGCUGUCGCGGUCGAAACCGCUAAGGACAUCCGACCUUCGCAGAAGCGGGACAUCAAAUUCAAGAGGAAGGUCUACUGGAAGACGUUCGGUAAAUAUCUUAUGUGGCACGUCUGGAGUCUUGCCCUGGCCACCGCUCUCAUCUGGAGCUUCCAGUCUUCCGUGGAGGCGAUGAUUAUGUUCUUUGCCUACGUCCUGGCCUAUACCGGUUUGCUUUGGUAUCAGUAUACGAAAAUCUUCACUGGACCUCAUGCUUUGAAGCCCUUGCUAGCGGGAGUCGUCGUGGGUCUUCCAGUUGGUAUUGCUCUGAAGGUCUGUCUCCCAGGGUUCUUGUACUCCCAGGUGAUUGGUCUGGGGUCCGCUACGUGGACAACCGCCAUUCUCGCCCUCUUUGCAUCGAAAAUGGGCAUGCCAAAGAAGGUGGAAUCCCCCGUUGAACUCGGCAAGACCUUCCAUGCUUUCACUGCACCAUGGGCGGAUCCUGAGUGGUCUCAACAGGAGCUGCAGACCUUUUUCGAGGGGAUGUCUGUUAUUCCCGCCGACGCCAGGUUGACUCUCACUCCCAGCAUCCAUCCCGGCGUGGAGGUGAAAAACAUUCUGCUCAUGCGCAGAAAAGAGCCAAGAAUUGAAGAGGCGUUUCCACAGUCGCAGGAGCUGGUCAACAAAGCCCUAGGAGCCUGGGAAAAGGGACAAAUUGUGCUCGAGCUUGUUCCCUUAGGAUCCCUGGGCCCGAACAUUCAGGCUCUGAGCUGCAACACGUCAACUCAGCUUAGGAUUGCGGUGUGUGUGGGACGUGGUCUCGAUGAGCGCAUCGACGUCAGUGCCAAUUGUCAGGUCAUUGCCGAAACCCUCCUCCACGCAGUGGCGGAGUGUAUGCUGCGGAUGCCGCACGACUAUGCGGUCCUUGCCGAGUCGCUCGUCACCGCAGGUGUAACCGAGACCACCGCCCGACAGCUCCGUGAGGAAACCAACACGCCGCUCGUCGUGCGCUGGGCCAAGAAGGAGCUUCUGCGCCAACUUUGCCUCGGGUUCGAAUGUGACGCUCACUGGGAAAAGCUUCCGAAAUCCGUGCGAACUGCCCUGUUGGAUCGCUGUCUCGGCCAGCCAUCUGAGUUCCCCGAUCAUAACCGACAGUGGCUCCAGGAGAGCUUGCGACAAUUUGACACAAACGACUUCGAAGUGCACGUUGCGCGGACCAAUCUCGGCGCUGCCACGGCUGUUAGCAUCCUCGACUAUGCGAACUACGGUACCGGUGAAGCUGCCAUCAUCAAGGAUAACGAAUCUCCAGCCUAUAUCCCGUACAUCCCCAAGAGACCCCAGAAGGCCAUCUCCAUGCUAAAAAAAAUUGGGAACUCCUUCCAUUACUGUCUUUCCUCAAUGAUCAAGUUCACUGUCGUUGCUUUGGUAGCUGACCCCGAGUUCCAGAGGGAAUUCGCCCACGUCAUGAGUGAUCGCCCUGCGGCCAUCCGAGUGCCCCUUGUCUUCGUGCUGAAUAUGCUGUGGUCUUAUGCCAAAUUCUUCCAGGAUAUGUGUCUUACAUUUUUCUUGUUCGCUGGCCGGACGAAUGUCAAACGGCUUUGGGACGAGACAAAGGGCAUGACGAUCAGCAUCAAGAAGAGCAGGUACAUCAUCCAGAGCCUUGAUGGAACAUUCACUGCUUUCAGACACGACGAGGCAGAUGGUGGAUUCAAAGUCUACAUCUACCUUGGGGAGUCUAAAACCGAACCUGAAGGAACGAAGCAUCUCCGAUACAUCAACACAUACUCCAAGGAGAUCUUGUUACUCAUCCGACAAGAAUUCAAAGACGGCAAGCUGCUUAACGAGUACCACUAUGACUACCGCGCUCCGACGAAAAAGAACUUCGCGCUCUCGAAGACUUCAGACACCAAGAUUCCAAUGGGUAGGCGUUGCGUGCGUGGACAGAACAACCUCCAAAGCAUCCAGUACAACCGCAAAGGUCUCAUCGAGGCUGGUUCUUACAUGAAAGAUGGCAAUCUCGUUCGCUUCAAGUACCACUACCGCAAGAAUCCACGAUUCGGUGACGAACUGCUUCGGGCCGAGUUUGCGCUUUCGCAUAUCACUUGUACUGUCUCCUGGUGUGCACCUCCUCUUCGCCAUGCUCAGAAGGUGGAUCGAUGGAUUCCUCAUUCCAAGGUCACAGAGGCCACUUUCGUCCAGGGAGCGGAUGUUUAUGAAGCUCGUUGGUUGUAUGACCACAAGUUCCACCCGAUGAUCUUUACCACGCUCAACGGACAAACGGUACAGACCCCGCCCAUGAUUGAACACGACUACCUGGCCGUACUUGCGAAACCCAGGCAUACCAGCUUUGUGAAUGACAACCCCCUUGUCUACUGCGAGAGAUUGAACUCAAACAUCUUGACCCGGUCUCUCGGACUGACAACCAAACGCUUCCCCGUGUCAACCUCUCGUGCUCGUUCACUGAUCUGGAAGGCCUGGAAAGACCGUGCUGACUUUGAUGGUAUCAUUGUUCGAUGGAUGGACGACCGACUUCUCCGGCGAGACAAGACCCUUGCGCCUUACUGGCGCAGCCGGGAUCGCGGAAACCUCGCGGCGGCAAAGAAAUACUUGGAUCUUCGUGCGGAUACUAUUACAGCCAGUGCCGAUCUGGACGACGACAUCUCUAGCUGGACUCCUCUUGCGGUGAAGAUGAGUGAUCUGUUUAAUUUUGGACCUGGAGGUGAUGCUGUUGUCAACACUCGAUCUAAGGACUUUGGCUCGGACACCGAGAAAUCGUUGCAUGUCAUGGCUGCUGAUACAGGUACCUGGCCUAACGAAGGCGGUGGUGUCUCUGCCUGUCGACGUGAUAUGAUCAAUUCCCUGCGGUCCAUUAAAUGGCACAUGAUCUGCGAGUCGGCCAACGAUUUCGGCGUACCCAAGCACCAGACCGAGCAGAACAUUCUGUCCUUGAAGGUUGUCCCCCUCUGGGGUCUGGAUUUCCUCACCCCUACCCAUGGUCUCUUUAGGAACAAGCUCGACUCCGAGGUCGAGAACGUCACCUCUGCCAGCGACACUGACAUCAAACUCAACUUCAUUCCGAUCCUCACUGCAUUGGUCAAGGGAGCCCGCUCCGUCCAUCUUUCAAAGGCCGACAUCCAUCAAGCCACCCGAGCCCUGGUCAACCUCAACACCUACUUCCAGGAGUCGCGUCAUUGGACCCAAGUGUGGAACAGUGACAUUGUCAAGGAGAGCUGGCGUAAUCUGUGGCUUACUCAAGAGAUGCCCAACGCCACGCCAUCUUCCGAGUGGUUCCGUACUGAGCUUCCCACACUCGCCUCGCUCGACGUCGCGUUGGAGCUGUGGUACCGGUAUUUGUUCAUCUUCUCCAUCCCCAUCCCGGAAAAGAUCCCGAGCGUGUUCCAGGCAUCUCACCACAGUGUCAGCGCCUCUUAUGGAGUGGUCUGCAAGGUCAAGAAGAACUGCACCUUGCAGAUUUGGGACCAUGCCAUCAGCUGGAGAGAAACCAACCUGUGUCUUUCGUCUGCUUUGUGCAAACUGUCGCCGUUCGUUCGAAAUGCAUUGCUGGGCUUGAUGCGUAUCACCUCUGCUUUGACCCUGCACCAUGCUGAUAUCAUCCUUCCCUGUGCGGAUUUCUUCAAUCCCGGAUGGGAGGCUGAAAUUGGUACCUGUCAAGGAAGUAUCGAGCAUCGCAAUGUGUUCCGCCGCAAGGUCGAUCCCGUCGUCAAUGGUAUCACGGAUAUGCAGAAGUUUGCCCCCGUCAAGGAAAUCAAAUCCCAGCGCCCCACGGUUACGAUGUUGUCCCACGUUUGGUAUGCCAAGGACAUCAAAACGGCACUCCUCGCCGCCGACAUCAUCAUUAACCAGUGGAAGUUCGAUGAUUACCACCUGGACAUCUACGGCGCCAUUGACAAGGCCCCGACGUAUUCCACGGAAUGUCAAGAAAUCAUCGCUUCCAAGGGUUUGCGUGGCAAGGUUACUCUUCGCGGCACAGCUGACCCAAUGAAGGUGUUGGAGAACACCUGGCUCUUCCUGAACUCGUCCUUGUCGGAAGGUCUCCCGCUAGCCUUGGGUGAAGCUGCCCUGACCGGUGCGCCUGUGGUCUGUACCGACGUGGGUGCGUCGCUCCGAGUUCUCAGCGACCCCGACAAUUUCUCUCGCUUCAGUGCCGUCGUUGCCCCCAACGAUGCUCUGGCUCUUGCAAAGGCGCAGAUCUCGAUGCUCGGAAUGUUAGGCGAAUGGAGCCAGCACGCCGAAGACACGGAGCCUGCCCCUGUGCUCACUUCGUCUCCCACACCGGAAGACGUCGAACGGAUCACCCGCCGUAUGUACGAGAAGAGCGACCACCGUCGCAAACUCGGGAUGAUGACGCGCAAGAUCGUGCAGAAGUCCUUCAGCGGCGAUCGAUACCUUCGUGAGCACGAGCAGAUGCUCUGGAUCGGCAAGUCGGCCAAGAUCAUGUCGAGCCGCCCCGGCGCCGGCAUCAGCGACCCCGUUGACGUCGCCACGGCCAUGCAACAAGCGCUGCCCAUUGAGGAGGAGGUUAUUACCAUUCCUCGCAGCGCCGUCCACUCGUGGCGCUCCUCCGCUGCCUCCGGCAUGUCGACCAUGUACAGCAACGACAACUUCCCCAUGCUGGGCGGCAACCAACGUGCCUCCUCCAUCCGCUCCGGUCUCAGCAACGUCUCCACAGACACCGAGUCCUUCCUGCCUCUGCCCAGCAAUGCCUCGCUCCCUGUCUUCGCGCCGCGUCAGGCCCUCUCGUAUUCCGGCAUGUCGGGCCGUCUGUCGCCUUCCGGACGCGCUUCGCCGUCGGGUCGGCUUUCUCCUCUGCCUCAUCGCCACUCGCACACGCGCUCCAUCUCCACUGCCGGCCGAGAACAGCUGCGCGGUCUGCAGCGUGAAGACGUGCACCCUUACCGUAACUCGGAUGUCAGUACUAUCAUGAGAGAUGAGUUUCUUCAGUCGAGCAUCUACCGGGGCAUUGAAGGUGGCAACAAGUCGAACAAUGUCUAAGAACUUGUGACAAGCUCGAGUCCGGAUCUAUUUCUAGUUUUGGAUUGAUGUCUGGUUUAUUUUGGAUAUCAGACUUUUCCCCCUUACCCUCCUCCUUUCACUCUUACCUGCUCUCUCCCUCAUCUUCUCUCUUGGUCAUGAUCCGCCCUGUACAUACAUACUACAUCCACUUCCUCUUUUCAUCUUUUCUUUUUGGAAAUAUUCCCUCGCUUACCUACCCUCCCUCAUUCUUUCCUGACUAUUGUCUACUCUCCUUCUCUUGUCUCAAAUAUUCCAUUGUUCUUUGUAUUUAGCAUGUCAUCGAACGCUUGCAUCAUACUGCGUCUUUUUGUACAGAAAAGGCUGGAUUAUCACAGUCCUUAAUCAUGUUAUUCAUUUUUGUUGUUGUGGAUUUUGCUUUUUGCAUAGAACCUUCCAUAUAGAUUGAACCAAUCAAAUGAAUGAUGAUGACCAGAUAAAUCAAACUGUGCUUUCGUAACAUGCAAUUUCAAGUCAUUUCGUACGAACGCUCUCAAUCUUUUGUAGACAUAAAACGUAAAAAACACAUUGAUUGACCUGCCCUGUUCUCUCAGCAACAAUUCUUCACCUGCAGCACAUCCUGCACCAAUCGAGUCACUUCCUUCGCGGAUCCAAAAGCAAGAGACCACCCUGCGCCGCCAUGCCCGUACGCAUGCACAAUCCGACUCGGUCGCGUCCGCGGCGUCAGCCUCUUCUCGCGCUCCACGCGCACAUGGCCCGUCCUCAUGGGCCGUCGUCCCUGCACCAGCGGACACAGCGGAUCCAAGCGCGCAUUCUUCAAACACGGCAAGAGAUCCUCGCACCGGCGACGCAUCUGCACGACCUCCGCGCACGACGGCGUUAGAUCCAGCUGCCACGAGUCCUGAUGCAAGAUCGACCCCAGGAGCAGGGUCCGGUCGUUCCGCGGCACCAGGAACGCCAUGUCCUUGAAACUCCCGUCCUCUCGCGUCGGAGACGACACCACCAUGCUGUUCUCGAUCUUGGGGAAGUCUGUCCCGUCGUUGAUCACGCGUAGGAGCCCGCCUCGGAGCGGAUAGACCGAGGCGUCGUUGGCCGUGUCGCCGGCCCACACACCCGUGGCGUUCACAAUGGCGUCCGCCUCGUAGAUCUUCAGCAGGUGUUCUUCCUGGUCGAGGAGGUCUCCGUACACUGUAUCCGUCUCCAUGCGGCCACCCUUCCGUCGGACCAGGCGCAUCAGGAACGACAUGGCCACGUCCGUGUCGAUUACAGGUGCGAGGUGCUCGUAUGCAUCUUCUAACCCGCCAUGCGAGUCGGCGUUCACCCCGUACUUCUUCAACAGCUGCGUCCCGUGCGAGAACCCCUCCAGCUCGGCUUCUUGUAUAUACCGCACUUUAUCGCUCUUCACGGUAUCCUCGUCUACGCGGUUCAUGUGGAACGCAGUGAACAUGCGCAUCUGGACACCAAAGGCCCGCGCCAGUUCCCUGCGGUCUGCGAGCGUGCGGUAUAUGCGGAGACUCUCGAGAGCCCACCGCUGCGCCAUGGGGAUCUUCGCGCCGUACAUCUGGGGCCCGCAGCCAGCAGGAGGCAGUUCCCAGAGAGCGCCGGCGACUUGCGAGGUGAGUCGCUCGUUGCUGUUGGCCCACUCGCGCGAUAUAAUGGUCACAUGGUAUCCUCGGUCCAGGAGAGUCCAGGCUGUUGUGAGGCCUGUCACACCGGCUCCGAUGAUGAGGACUCGGGGUGAUGAAGGGGUAGGAGGGGUCAGUGGGCGAGGGGAGGCGGAGAGAUGGGCAUUUAUUGGUUUUUCGGUGCUGAGAUGGAGGUCUUUCCGGGCCAUGAUUGCUUUUCGUGGGGUUGGGUGAGGUGGUCAGAAUGGCAGAUGUGUGGUGGGUCAAUUAGUUAUGUGUAUGUGUCUAGUCAACCUCCUGACCCCAGAUGGUUCUGUCUUAUAUCAGGAGAGAAGAAGACUAGGGGCUGAUUGGAAUUCACGUUAAGGGCAAGGGUAUGCUCAGUAGGUUGGCAAUCGCGGACAAUGGCGCAUGCAUAGGGAGCCCAUUCGAGUUAGAGAGAAAAUAUCAAACCCAGCAAAAAAGAGCAUACUUGCCGUCAUUAUAUAGGCAUGGUGAAGGCCGCAUUUCUUUUCUGCCCGCUCAUAUAUACUCCGCACCCAAACACGGGCGUUUUCUAAAAUCAGAAGCCCGGAUACCACCAUGACGCCACAGUUCCGUACAUAUUGUGGCCCAUUGUCCUGCUUCUGUGGAACCAUUGUACCACUGAGAUCAACGUUGGCAACCCGUUCGCGGUGGCUGGCAGCCGUGACAAGCCUACCGGUAAUGCGGCCUGCGGGCGGCUUAGAUUUUGGCAAAAGUAAACCGAGGGGGGUAUUGUCAGGAUGGGAAUAGUAGCUGUGGCUGACCAAGUUUAAAUCAUGCGGUGGAUCCGACAGUUUGAUGGAGCGGAGGUGGUCGGCGGGGGUUUAGGUUAAUGAGAACGAGUGAUGGCCAUGUUGGGCAAUAGAUGGCAUUUGAUGGUAAUUGUAGGGAUUUGGAGGGAUAUGAAAGAAACCAGCGGGGUCAUGCGACCUUGUUAGAUGAGCAAGAAAAGAACUCGAAGAAAUUGAACAGAGGUAUUUGGAUGGAGCUAACAUCCAGCGGAGGUAGGUACAAGAUCGGGGAACAGAAAGUUCAAUUUACCCUCGUGCGAGACGCAUCCAGCAAAUCAGCAGAAACCUGAUAUUGGCCCUGGGAGCGGUAGGAGUGGCCGGUUCUGCAGGUAGGCAGAUCGAAAGGCAAGUUGUGUCGAGAGGAGAAGUGAGGGGACGAGAGAGGAGCAGAAGAUGCGUUUCUUCAGGCAGGAACGACCAGGAGAACAUGUGACUUGGCAUUGUGCCAUUCGAGGCAUAAUCACCUCUCCGGAGGCAGGAUUGCGUUAUAACCGAGCAAAAUGAGGAAAACUGCCUGCCCCUCGAUUGCGUAGGUAUAAAUCUCGAGGAACCCUACGAAAUGGCCCUGG